Molecule: messenger RNA, 2312 nt
Organism: Saccostrea cuccullata (small rock oyster)
Lineage: Eukaryota; Metazoa; Mollusca; Bivalvia; Ostreida; Ostreidae
Product: E3 ubiquitin/ISG15 ligase TRIM25-like
Exons: 2
Coding region: 61-1971 (636 amino acids)
Molecular function (GO): zinc ion binding
Source: RefSeq, a predicted model, not a curated record
UUUUUUAGAAGACCGAUCCCGAUCGUAAAUCUGAAAUAAGAAUUGGUGAGCAUUGAAAACAUGGCAUCCAGCAGUCUACAAAACAAGCUGAACGUCAUAACUGGAUGUUUUAUAUGUCUAGAAAAACUAAAAACACCGAGAUGCCUGCCUUGCUCACAUUUGUUUUGUAACAGUUGUUUAUGUUCGUAUAUUGUCACUUCAUGUGAAUUAAAGGAAACCCCGGUGGGAUUUCCGUGUCCAAUAUGUAGAGAAUUCAUUCCGUCCCCGGAUGUUUCCGAGACGCCGGAAGACUGGGCCCAAAGAUUUCCCAUCUGUAAUGUUGUAGACAAAGUCGAUGAGCUCCGAAAGGAUAAAUUUUGUGCACCAUGUAAGAGAGAGAACGAAGUCGAAACAGCUAAAAGUUUCUGUGUCGAUUGUGAGGAGUUACUGUGCAACAACUGCGUAAAGUACCACAAGAGAAGUCUAGCUAGCCGGGCUCACGUCAUCGUCCCAGAGAGCGAACCUAAAGCAAUAUUCGUGAAAAUCAGCAGGGCCAUUAUGAAGGAUGAAUUUUGUCAGGAUCAUCCCGAGAGAAAGAUUGAAUUAUACUGUGAGGAUCACAGCGAGGUUUGCUGUGGACUCUGUGUCAGUAUCGAUCACAGAAUGUGUGACAGUGUAGAGACCAUACAAAAAGCUGCUGUCAGAAUUAAAAACAGUGAGGAAGUUAGAAGCAUAUUGAGUGAAUUGAAGAGCUAUGAAGACAAGUUGUUAGAACUGAGGGAGAAGGAAGAGGAAAACGUCAUCGUUUUUGACGAUGCUUCAGAUGAUAUUGUAGAGGAAACGAAGAAACUAAGACAAGAGAUAAAAGAACAUCUGGACAGAUUGGAGAAUGAACAUCUCGGAGAACUGGGUGGUCUUACAAAGAAAGGAAAAGAGAAAUUGAACAAGAAAAUUGAUUCCAUAUCUGAAAGGAUUAAAUUUACAGAACACUGCAAGAAAAAACUUCAAGAUUUAGAUGAAGAAGGGAGCGUGUAUUACAUGAAGGAAUUUUUGAGAGUCAAACGAUCUUUUAAAAUGCUAAGAAAGGAGGUAUUUGUUGAGUUAAAGGUAAAAAUUGAAUCGCAAAUGUCAAAAGAGCUUUCUGAUAUGAAGAAAAUAGAACAUUUUUCACGUCUUAGUGUUAAAGAGAAGAAAGUGUAUGGAGGACUGGCCAAUUUCGGACUCCUCUAUGAGUUCAGUAUACAAAAAGGGUACCUCUCUGGUGGAACCUUCCUACCAGAUGGGACUUUUCUCUUCGCUAACUGUGUAUGGGCCAAUUGCGGAAUUGAGGAGCCACUCUUGAAACAGCCACUCUUCAAGUAUUCCAUGACAAGCCAGGAUUGGGAUUCCGCGGGAGAAAUUGAGAAAGUAGGAAGGUCAUUUGAUGCUCAGCAUGAUGGGAAUGAAUGUUUUGUAACUUUACAAGACGAAAAAUGCAUUAGUGUUAUUUCCAUUGAUACGUUCACAGAAACUAGGCGAUUUUCAAUAGAGGGAACGUACAGGCUUCAUGGUCUUGCCAUUGGAGAUGAUUACCUCUACAUCGCCUGCCAAUCUGCUAUUUUGAAAUACGACAAAGAAGGAAACUUUAUCCAUAAAUAUCCAGUGGAAGGCUGCAGUCUUUACGUCACGGUGACGGACCGCGGCCAUAUUGUUUACAGUAGUGUGUCUACCAAUACGGUCACUGCUAUGGAUGAAGAAGGGGAGAUAAUCUGGAAGUACACCAGUCCUGAUCUCGUCAGUACACGAGGGGUGGAUCAAGAUGAAGGAGGGAAGAUUUAUGUGGCGGGGAGAGGCAGUAAUAACGUACACGUGUUGUCUGGUGACGGUACUUUUCUUGGAAUUAUUGAAGACAUUCCCCGUCCCAUCUUCAUGAAGGCUAAAAAAGGAAGCAACAUUUUCUGUGUGAGUAGUGAUUGGAAGUUUGUAAGGACUUACCAAAUGGAUACUGCGUAAUGAUUGGUCAAUGUGAAGAAUUGUGGGAAAAGUAUCAGAAUGUUUCUGCUUAAUCAUUGGUCAAUGUAAAGAAUGUGAAAUACACUUAUGAUUGAUUCUGCAUAAUGAUUGGUCAAUGCGAUUGCCGACAAAUUUGUAAACUUGUAUAUAUCAAAUUGGAUUUGCAUAAUGAUUGGUCGAGUGAAGAGUAUCAGAGUCUGACAAAUGGAUCCUAUGAAAAUGAUAGUCUGUAAAUUCAAAGAAUGCAAGAGCCCACUAGCCCAUUAUUUGUGGUUGUUAAAUUACGUAUACGUGUACGUGACUGUAGUGGCAUGACAACUGAAUGCAGUAGCUUAUGUAAU